Messenger RNA from Gaeumannomyces tritici R3-111a-1, 1569 nucleotides. RefSeq lists its product as hypothetical. The transcript has 5 exons. The coding region runs from base 456 to 1358 and encodes 300 amino acids. The record is from RefSeq and is a predicted model, not a curated record. Lineage: Eukaryota; Fungi; Ascomycota; Sordariomycetes; Magnaporthales; Magnaporthaceae.
CGAGAGCAAGUAAUUAAGGCAUAUUUUGAGGCUACCGAGGUUGUCCGUCAUAGGAAUGAGGACUGACCUCCAAAUAGUUCCUAGAACGAACUCGGCAAGGGCUGGGGUUGAAGACGUGCUGGUCAGGCUGUUCUCCACUGUGCUGUACUGAGGGGACCUCAAGCUGGCGGGGUUGAUUCAGGAACAGCGAGCCGGUGCCACCAGCGUCAUCCAGCCGCCCCAAGAUCGCCGGACACAGCGCCAAAAUCCGAUCCUAAACACCGCGUCGAGCCCGGGCGAGUGCCAUUCAUUCGCAUUUAUCAGCAGGCUGGGCAUGAUAUUGAUUUGGCAUCAUAAGCCCGCCGUGUGUUCAACAUUGCAAUCAUUUCCUCCACCAUAAAAACCGAGUGCUCUCCCUCCCCUUUACUGUUUGAGAGCUUCAACAUCGCCAGUUGCCCUCGCACGAAGCAACCAAAAUGUCGACAGCGAUUGCAAAGACGAUUGUGGCCACUGGUGCCACCUCAGGCCUGGGCUUCGAGAUGGUCAAGCAGCUCCUCUCGCAGGUGGACCAGCCCUACAGGCUCAUCCUGGGCGCGCGUGACACCGCAAAGGCCCGCACCGACUUCGAUUCUCUGGGCUUCGAUGCCGCUCGACAUAGCCUGACGGUCCUUCCCCUGGAGCUGACGGACCUGGCCGGCGUCCGGACAUUUGCCAAGAAGGCCCUCGAGGAUCUUGGCCGCAGCGACGACGGCCGUCUCGACUAUCUUGUGCUCAACGCCGCCGCCGCAUUUCCGGCCGAAACGGGAGACCCUAAUAGGUCCAAGUGGUGCGACGCGUACACUAUCAACUAUCUAUCCCAACACUACCUGACCCAUCUGCUGCGCGAGAAGCUCGUAGCCUCUCGCUCGCGCAUCGUGGUGGUCUCGACGGGCGCGGUCCAGAACGUCCCUGACCCAUCCACCCUGGCCGACACCCUAAAGCUCGGCUCCGGAGCGACAAGCUGGAAGACGUAUCCCGCCUCCAAGUUCCUGCAGCUGCUCACCGCCCACUGGUGGCGCCGCGAGCUGCACGGUGUCUGCGAUGUGGUCGCCGUAUCGCCGGGCAUGAUCCCAGGCACAGGCCUUGGCCGUGGCGCCGAUUUUAAGGCGCCGGCAAAUGUCAUGUCGUCUGCCAAAUCCAUCCCAACCGGAGCCUCCAGCAUUCUUGAGGCCCUCUUCAGAAAAGACUUCCCGGACGACCCUGACAGGAUCUUCCUGACCAGCUGGGGUGAGUGGUGGCCCGCCAGUGAAAUCAGCGCCUCUCUCGACAAGCAGCUUCAGAACGGGUGGUCUCCAAGCAAGGGGGAAAUUGAGAGGGAGGCGAGCCUGCCAGCAGAGUGAGAUGUAACUUGUGAUGAGGGGGAUAGGGAUGUGUAACCCAUAUUAUAUUUAAGUCAAGCUUCUACGACCCCGGUAGAUAUUUGUACGUAUUUCUGUGUGAUUGCUGGGGUUUGACGGAAACAGAUAUACUACGCUUACAAAACAAAAUCAUGUCUCCGACAAUUUUGCGGGAGGGCGGUAGAAGGUGGUGCGGGGUUCGGAGGGGAGCUGG